AUCGACAACGCCGUGCGACGGCGCGGCCGACACCAAAAGGACGAUGGCCGACUCCGACGGCGAAAUGUACGACUCAUCGUCGCCGCGAAGCUCGCAUUAUGACGACUGGACAAAGGAACCACUUGUCGGGGAGAAGAUGACUGUGUACUUGCUGCACUGGGACAAGGCAACGCAGAAGGAACCCGACAUCUUCGACACGACGCUUAUGAAACCCAAGGACCCCACAACUAUCUUCCGUUGCGAGCCAGAUUGCGUGAUUCAUUACCACAGUACAACUUUGACUCGAGCACAGUUUGAGCGUGAGUACGGCAUGCCGCCGCGGUCUCGCGGCGACGAAAUCUUGCGGCUGCGUCAAGCUAUGCUUGAAAAGUACUUGACUGAAGUCGAGAUGGACCGCAAGAAGCGGCGUGCACUCAACCAAAACGACCUGGACGAGGACCACAACGCAAGCGCCGUCGUGCCCGCGGCGCGGUGUAUACCUGAGAUGAGCCCGCUCGAUCGCCUCAAAUACGUGACGUCCUUGUGGCCGAGCAACAUGCCCAACUUUCCUGACGCCGACGACAGCCUUCGGUACUACGGCUUUCAAGUGGGCAUUUACAUCGACGCGAACGACGAAAAGGCAGUAAAGGACAAGAACUCCACCACGUGUGGCGACAGCGCUAGCCCCGCUGACUCGAGCGACAAGAACGGCGCCGCUGACACCUCCCAAAACGACAGCGACAGUAGCAAGAGAGACGAAUUGGCAGCUGAAGCGCAGCAUUCGCCCAACCUUCCACCUGCCUUGCCUGUCAAGGAAGAGAAUUGGGUGCAAUGCGACAAGUGCCAAAAGUGGCGAAAACUCCCAGACUCGGUGGACGUAUCCGCGCUCCCAACAACUUGGUACUGCCGCAUGAACAAGUGGAGCCGCAAAUACAACAAAUGCUCGGCCAUCGAAGAAACGACUGCGGCGCCUUCCGUCGCGCUCCUCGAGUCGGACCUGCAAUUGAUCCGCGAGCGCAAGUUUGUACAUCAAUUCGGCCAGCGGCUCAAACGCAUGGAGAAGGCGCUGGCCGAACUCAAGUACAUUGACAUGAAGGAGGACUCGGGCACGCGGAAGUAUGUCGUGUGCGAGGAGUGCGGGAAGAAGCGACCGUUGUUGGGCGGCAUGGACCCGGAAAGAGUCCCCAAGCCAUUUGUGUGCUGGAUGAACCGGUGGGACGAGAUUCAUGCGAGCUGCUCGGCGCCGCAAGGCAUUCUCUUUGACAGAGUCACGGCCGAGUCGAUGACAUGCACGGCAUCAACUGGUUCGACCAUGGCGGCACCGGCGGCUGGACCGGAUAAAAAACAGUCGAAGCAAGGUAAAAAGCAAGGGGCCAAGCACGCCAACCGCGCCAAAGCAAAGAAGAAGGCGGUUCCGAUAGACGAAGGCACCAAGGAGUCCCCGCCGCCGCCGCCGCCACUUUAUUCUUCGUCCGAUGAAGAUGGGUCGACGCGGAAGAAGCCUCGCCGGGACGACUCGUCCAAGAAAAAAUAGCACCACUCGUUGCUGUAACACGCUGAGCAAUAUCACAACCACACGCCGCCGCAUACCCGUCGAGCGUCGUUGGUUGGACGACGACGAUCGGUGCACACAACGGACAUCAUCCCACCCAGCAGAGUAAAAAUGGAUGGCCACGACGCGUCGAUUCCAACUCGCGUUGUUAAGGUCGAUGAUGGAAUCGUCUACAAG
Molecule: messenger RNA, 1708 nt
Organism: Aphanomyces invadans
Lineage: Eukaryota; Oomycota; Saprolegniomycetes; Saprolegniales; Verrucalvaceae
Exons: 6
Coding region: 44-1513 (489 amino acids)
Molecular function (GO): zinc ion binding
Source: RefSeq, a predicted model, not a curated record